This is a messenger RNA of Drosophila willistoni, 1396 nucleotides long. Its product is annotated as androgen-induced gene 1 protein. The record is from RefSeq and is a predicted model, not a curated record. Bases 207 to 980 code for a protein of 257 amino acids. The transcript has 3 exons. Lineage: Eukaryota; Metazoa; Arthropoda; Insecta; Diptera; Drosophilidae. Gene Ontology annotation, cellular component: membrane; endomembrane system.
UUAAUUUCAAACUUAACGGCGGCAGCAGCUGAGCUACGCAUAAGAAAAACAAUCAUUCAAUUUUAAAAUUGUAUAACUUAGCAUUCGACUAAACAAUCUAUCUUCGUAUAUUAUAACAGAGAAACAAACUUUUCGAUUUAGUGCCCGGCUGCCACUUGCUUGGCCGCUUUGGGAAAAAUCAAUUAACUUUAAUUCUCAUUCCAAACAUGGCCACAGCACCAGCAGCAACAGCAAAGGGGAAUUCAAAAUCUAUUUAUAAUGGCAUCUUUGGGGCACUGCGUACACUUUUGCAUCUAAUAGCAGCCGUACAAUUUUCAUAUGGCAUAUUUUAUGAUUAUUCCUAUGUCGAGUUUCCUGUUAACAUCAAUGAUAAUGCAAAGCCAAUGCAUCAUCCGUUUGGAGGAAAAUUCAAAUAUCUAACUUUUUUGGAUGCGAUAAUUCAGGCUCUGUAUUAUAUUGUAUCGCUGGCCAAUGAUUUUGUUGGCACCAAUGAAUUGACGCCAAAAAGACCGCCAGCAAUACGCAGAUUUAAGGAUUGGCUAUUGGCCACAUUGGCCUUCCCGGUGGCCCUCAAUGUGGGUGUUACCUUCUGGACCCUAUAUGCCAUCGAUCGUGAAUUGGUCUUUCCAAAAAUUUUGGAUCCCGUAUUCCCAAGUUGGUUGAAUCAUGUGCUGCAUACAAAUAUUGUUGUCUUCAUUGUUCUGGAGCUAUUUACCUCGUAUCGAGCAUAUCCUAAACGUAGCACUGGACUAACUGGUCUGGCCAUCUUUAUGGGCAGCUAUUUGAUAUGGAUUCACAUUGUGAAACAUUAUUCAGGUGUUUGGGUAUAUCCAGUAUUGGAAGUAUUGCAAUUACCUCAACGUAUACUCUUCUUUGCCGCCGUGCUGGGUUUCACAUUCUCGCUCUAUGUCCUGGGCGAGUUUCUCAAUAACAUUGUGUGGGCCAAGGAAGUGAAAUUGGCCAAACGCAAAUCCAAUUAGGCUGUGCGUAGUCAUGUUUAAUUAGCAACUAUCUAAUAUACUCUAUAUGUAAUUUACAUAUAUACACAACAACAAAAAGAAGGAAAUGAAUUUUGCUUAUAUUUUACAGAUUGUAUGUACCUAUAUAAAAAACCAAAAAGAAAAAAAAGAAGAGAAACUACUAUCAAAUGGAAAGGUUUAUGAUAUUCUUGAACUUGACAAAACCACAAAUUUUAAAAGAAAAUUUAUUAUAGAUCAAAAUAGUUUAUGUUAAUUAUAUUGCACACAACUGGGUCAAAAGGUUCGAGCAAACGUGUUUUUGAUGAAUAAUUACAUAUGUACAUCAAAUUUAGAAAGCCUUUUAAUUGCUAACAAUUACUUUAACUUGAAAUUCAUAUUAAUAAUAAUAAUAAAACUCAAUUAAAAGGUUUACCCAA